This is a messenger RNA of Hibiscus syriacus, 2175 nucleotides long. RefSeq names its product protein GLE1-like. Lineage: Eukaryota; Viridiplantae; Streptophyta; Magnoliopsida; Malvales; Malvaceae. Bases 104 to 2062 code for a protein of 652 amino acids. The record is from RefSeq and is a predicted model, not a curated record. Gene Ontology annotation, molecular function: translation initiation factor binding; inositol hexakisphosphate binding; phospholipid binding. Gene Ontology annotation, biological process: poly(A)+ mRNA export from nucleus; regulation of translational termination; regulation of translational initiation. Gene Ontology annotation, cellular component: nuclear pore; nuclear pore cytoplasmic filaments; cytoplasm. The transcript is spliced from 15 exons.
AUUUUGAAUUCGGAGAAAAACAAUUUUGGGAUUUUAGGGUUUUACUCUUAUUUUUCGUUUCCCAAUUGAACCAUUAGGGUUUUAAUACAUCCCCAAAAUCAGAAUGGAUGUAGUUAAAUUGCAAAUUCGGUGUCCUCAAUCAUUUAAUGGAGUCGGUCUUGAACCCGACCCGGAUUGGAGUUUCAGUACUCUGUUAUCGGAGCUUGAUGCCUUGGAAAAGAAGCUCAAUAUCUCUUCUUCUACCGUUCCUUUGCCUUUAACAAAAGUCAAAUCAAGAGAAUUUUAUGGAGAAAAAGGUACCAAGAGAAGCUCAAAUGCUUUUGUAAUGAGAGUAUCUGAUGAGGAGUUUGAGGAUAGUGAAAGUGACGAUGAGGAGGUUUAUGAUCAUGAUCGAGGAUUAGUGAAAGCUUCUCGAUUUCAGUGCGAUGAAGUUUAUUUAAGUAGUAGCGAGGAUGAAACUGAUGAUCAGCAGCCUUGUCUUGAUGUCCGACCCUACUUGAUGAAUGAGGUGGGGUUGAUGGAGAGUGCCUUAUAUGAGUUAACCAAUGCGCAUCAACUUGGAGUUAAGGAGGAAAUUAGAAAUGCAAUCUCUGCAUUAGAGACAGAUUUGACGAAUGAGAGUGAGAAGUCUUCCUCUGCACAUACUAAAGUUGAGAAAUAUAGAGAUGCAAGGCGGGAAGUGGAGAGGAAAUUUGAUAUUCAGUAUCAGCGCAGAAUUGCAGAAGGACUUGAUAAUCACUUGACUGAUGUCCAGCGGGAUCAUGAAUUCAAAUCUCAAAUCGAGGAAAGGAGAAUACGAAGUGAUGCAGCACAUGAAGAGGCCAAGAGAAGGGAAAAGGCUCUUCAGGAAGAAAGACUACGACAAGAAAAGGCCAAAGCAGAGGCAGAGGUGCAGGCCAAACUUAAAGCUGAGGAAGCCAAUAGAAUUGCUUUGGAAGCUGAGAGGAUAGCAGCAAAAGAAGCUGCAGAAAAGGAAGCAGCUAAAGCCUCCAAAGCUACUACUUCUGAAGUGCCACAAAUGGAAGCUUUAGGAGGUCGAAAUGCUACUAGUUCAGGAGCUUUAAUUGCUCAGCCCAAGGGAUCUGAGAAUGAUAAAACAAAUAAAUCACAAUCAGCAGGUAAUAUGCUCAGGGCUGCAGAGAGCGCUUUAAACCUAGAGAGGGAAAGGAUGCAAAAAUUAAAAGAGUUAAAAGAAAUAAACCAAUCACUGAGAUCAAGUUUAAAUCAGGAUUUUGGGAGCACCGAAAGGCAUAUUGGUAGGUUGAUAAGACAAAUAAGGGGUACUAAAGAUAAUGUUAGCACAAAAGCCAGUGAGCUUGUAAAGAUUUUCAACAAUCCUGGUUGCCCUCAAACCAUAAGCAUUGCGUCUUUUGCCAAGAAGGUUGUUUCUCACUGUGAAAGCCCUGAUAAUUCUCCCUUUGCCUGUGGGUAUGUCAUUGUCCUCGUAACAUCACAGUUCCCACAAGCAGCGGAUGCAGUUGUUGCUGAGCUACAAAGAGCUUGCAUUUACACUGUCCCAAAGCAUAUAUCAUACUCCAAGUCAGCAUUUGAAUCCAAAGAAGCUUAUUGGAAGGCUCUUGGAUUCCGAGAGGACGAUGGCAAGAUUGAAAGUAAAAAGGACUAUCUGAAACGGCUGGAAUCCUACAUGAAGCUGUAUGGGGCACUGGUUCAGACCGAGGGUCGCCAAAAUGUUCAUGGCCUAAAGGAAGGUUGGGCAUGGCUUGCUAGAUUCCUAAAUGCACUCCCUGCCAAUAUUUAUACUGCUGUGGCUUUGAACGCAUUCCUACAAGUGACAGGUUUUGCUCUCUACAGAAAAUACAAAUCACAGUUCGUGAAAUUGCUGAACAUCGUCUUGGAGAACUUUCUAAGUGCCUUGAGAUCACAAGAAGAUCCGGAGCUGAGGCCGAUUAUGGCCGAAAUUCAAUCCUAUUUGGAAGACAAGAAAUUCCUUGAAGAACCAGAGGGAAGGACUUUGCAGGGUUCUUUGCUAUCGAGUGUAAUGGUGCCGGACUCGGAUUACCAGGCCCCGUCGUAUUAUCAACAGGGUAGGAACUACUUCUGAACGAAUCGAGCUGAGAAAUCAUUUGUAAAGAGUUUUCCAAAAGCACAUACGAGUACAAAGCUACUCUAUUGAUGCCCAAAUGUUCUGGGGAAGAAAAGGGUUAAGAUUCUUAU